Molecule: messenger RNA, 936 nt
Organism: Pundamilia nyererei
Lineage: Eukaryota; Metazoa; Chordata; Actinopteri; Cichliformes; Cichlidae
Product: olfactory receptor 1500-like
Exons: 1
Coding region: 1-936 (311 amino acids)
Biological process (GO): G protein-coupled receptor signaling pathway; detection of chemical stimulus involved in sensory perception of smell
Cellular component (GO): membrane
Molecular function (GO): odorant binding; olfactory receptor activity; G protein-coupled receptor activity
Source: RefSeq, a predicted model, not a curated record
AUGGAUAAAGAGUUAAAUGUUACCUUUCUAACUCUGGACUGGUACACGGAAAUUAACAAGUACAGAUAUAUUUUCUUUUUUAUUAUGUUUACACUAUAUAUUCUAAUAAUCUGCACUAAUUCUACUAUUGUGUAUUUAAUCUGGAUUCAUAAAAACCUCCAUGAGCCUAUGUACAUUUUCAUUGCUGCUUUGCUACUUAACUCUGUUCUUUACAGCACAACUAUUUACCCAAAACUUUUGAUUGACGUUUUAUCUGAUAAACAAGUCACAAUAUAUUCAGCCUGUCUCUUUCAGUUUUUUAUGUUUUACACUCUAGGUGGUUCAGAAUUUUUUCUCCUGGCUGCCAUGGCCUAUGACAGAUAUGUGGCUAUAUGUAAACCUCUACAAUAUCAUAUUAUCAUGAGAAAAACCACUGUGAGUAUUUCCCUGAUCAUAGCUUGGCUUGUACCUGCUUGUCAUAUUGCAGUCCUAGCAAUAGCGAGUGCUGAAGCUAAACUGUGUGACUCUAAUAUAAAAGGAAUAUUUUGUAAUAAUGCAGUUUACACUCUUCAGUGUCAAAGAUCAAGAUUAAUUAUCAUCUUUGGUGUGAUUGCAUUACUAGAUCUUGUAAUACUUCCUAUGCUCUUCAUAGUUUUCACAUACACAACAAUUUUCAUUGUUUCUUAUCAAAGUUGUAAAGAAAUUAGGAAGAAAGCUGCAGAGACUUGUUUACCCCAUCUCUUAGUUUUAAUUAGUGCCUGUUUGUUUUUUGUGUAUGAUGUAAGCAUAGCUCGGGUGGAAGCAGAUUUUCCAAAAACUGCACGCAUAGUAAUGACAUUACAAAUAGUGCUCUAUCACCCUUUGUUUAAUCCAUUUGUAUAUGGGCUCAAAAUGAAGGAAAUUUCAAAACACCUAAAAGGGCUGCUUUGUCAGGGCAAAAAUAACUUCUUGUAUUAA